UAUUCAAUUUGCCAGCGCUGGAAAUCAAAGCUUUUCAUCUAAUGCCCCACUGAUUGAGAUCUUUGAUGCUCAGAUUGUCGUUCCAGAUCUUGCUCGUGACUUGGAAUCAUGUUCGAUUCAUACAAGAGAAACAAGCUGCAAGCAAGAUGUUGAUUACAUGUCUAUUGUCGAGGAUGAAUCUGAAUCUACUUUUCAUGAGGCUUUUCUUAGUCGUCUUACGGAAACUGGUGCAACAGAAAGUUCAUCUUUAUGUGACCUUCCUAAACAGAUGGAAGGUGAUCAACAGAGAGCCUCUGAACAGACUAAGAACAUCUUAAGUAAUUUAGUUGCUGAUGUUGACAAUUUGUGGUAUCUAAAAGAUGGAAUACAUACUGUAGUCUUGAAAAACCUUUCAGAAAAUGGAUCUUGCAGGCAAAGGACACCAAGUGAAUUAGAUAGAGAGGUUAAGAACUUGAGGGUGGCAUUUACUGACCUGUUUUUGAAGCAUAACACUUUCAAAGAAACUGCAAAGCCAUCGUGAUAUUGAUGCAAAGAAUAAAGCCGAGCUUAGAAUAUUAAGAGCUAGAAAAUUAUGUGAAAACUGAAGAAGCUAAAGUUGAGGAGCUUAUAAAGGCAGUUGCUGAUUCCGGUGCCAAAGUAAUUGU
Molecule: messenger RNA, 644 nt
Organism: Humulus lupulus (European hop)
Lineage: Eukaryota; Viridiplantae; Streptophyta; Magnoliopsida; Rosales; Cannabaceae
Product: E3 ubiquitin-protein ligase BRE1-like 1
Exons: 5
Coding region: 158-520 (120 amino acids)
Source: RefSeq, a predicted model, not a curated record